UGUUCGUCUCAAUAUAGGCUCGAGCGUGUUUAAACUUGACUUGUUUCGAGCUUUUUUUCGAUCCAAGCUCGAGUAGUUCGCGAGUAGCUUGGCUCGUUUACAGCUGUAUUGUUGGGUUAGUAGAUAUCUGAACAUCGAAAAAACUGACUUGGGUAGGCCGCUGCGGCUAUUCCGACCCAUGAAGUGAAGAUCUAAGCAUAAUCUCAACAGGUGGAAGCAUGUUUUGCACAACUGUUGAUACGCUAACUAAUAGGGAGCCUCAUUCGAUGCUUGCCGCCAUGUUCAGUGGUCGCCACACCGUUCACAAGGACUCUGAUACGGGGUAUGUGUUUGUUGACAGGGAUGGGAUGCACUUUCGGCAUAUUUUAAACUGGUUGAGGGAUGGUGUGGUUCCCGUUUCCGACUUGUCCGAUUUAGAGUGUUCAGAGCUUUUGCGGGAAGCGGAAUACUAUCAGCUUCUUGGAUUGGUGGACAGGAUUAAUGAGGUCUUGAAUAAAAAGAAGGAUGGACAAGAAUUAACCCGAACUGAUAUUAUCAAAUGUAUACACUCUACAAAGGAUGGGCGUGUCAGAUUAAGAGGAGUGAAUCUCUCUGGGCUUGAUCUUUCGAAACUGGCCUUGUGGAGUGCGGAUUUUAGCUAUGCAUGCCUCAAAAAUGUUAUCUUCUCAGGGGCUAAUCUUCUAAGUGCAAACUUACAAGCUGCUAGUUUGGAAUAUUGUAAUUUCUAUCGUGCAGACCUGCGAUCUGCAAGUCUCCAGUCUGCAAAUCUCACAGAAGCGAAUUUGGAGGGAGCCAAUCUGGAAGGAGCCAAUUUAAAGGGUGCCAAUUUGAAAGGAGCAAACUUGAAGGGUGCAAAUCUUCAACGUGCUGAUCUUCGUUUUGUGAACUAUUUGGGAAUGGCAGUGCUAGAUGGAGCGGAUUUACUUGGGGCGAUUAGAUGAGUAUAAACAUAUUUAAGACAUGAAGGCAUUCUCUUUUUAUUUUCUAUUAGUUAUCUACCGAAUUUAAAUAUCUUUGUUACUCUAUUGUUCUAUGCAUCACUUGAUUUUGGGUAAUUUGUGGUUUAAAACAAAGUUGCUGAACUUUUCGUUA
Helianthus annuus (common sunflower) is the source of this 1092-nucleotide messenger RNA. Its product is annotated as FH protein interacting protein FIP2. Bases 219 to 941 code for a protein of 240 amino acids. Gene Ontology annotation, molecular function: protein binding. The transcript is spliced from 11 exons. The record is from RefSeq and is a predicted model, not a curated record. Lineage: Eukaryota; Viridiplantae; Streptophyta; Magnoliopsida; Asterales; Asteraceae. Gene Ontology annotation, biological process: protein homooligomerization.